AUGUGGUCUUUUCAUCCUGAGACGCUGAUGUUCUUCCAUCUGACUGGCCUCAUUACUGGGCAGCAUGCUACAUCAACAUUCUCAGUUUUUCCUUUCCUCACCGUGUGGAAUGCCCCCACUGAGAUCUGCCUCUCAAAGUAUGGCGUGGACCUUGACUUGGGGAUGUUCAGCAUCAUCCAGAACCAGAACCAAACCUUUAUGGGUGACAACGUCACUAUCUUUUAUGCUGAAAAGCUCGGUCUGUAUCCGAGGUACUCUGACAAGCGGGUGGCUGUUAACGGAGGGGUUCCACAGAACGGCAGUCUUGACGAACACCUCAGAGCAGCAUCUGAAAAUAUCACCGCCUUUAUGCCUAAAAGAGACUUCCAGGGCCUAGCUGUUGUGGACUGGGAGAGUUGGAGACCCGUGUGGGAGAGAAACUGGGACAGUAAACAGGUGUACUGGGAAGGUUCACGAGCGCUGGUGAAGUCCAAGCAUCCCGACUGGAGUCCUGCUCAGGUAGAAACCGCUGCACGGAAAGAGUUCAAGCAAUCUGGGAGAAAAUUCAUGGAGGAAACUUUAAAACUGGGGCAGAAGAUGAGGCCAAGUGGUUUGUGGGGUUUUUACGGUUUCCCCAACUGCUACAACUAUUACAGCAGCAAAAUAACAAAUUACACGGGGGAGUGUCCAGCUGUGGAGCUGAAGAGGAACGAUGAGCUGCUGUGGUUGUGGAACGUCUCCUCCGCUCUGUAUCCUGACGUCUACCUCAGCCUGGAGCUCCGAGGCCUCGGCAGAGAAGUGCUCCUCUACGUUCAUCACCGCAUCCUGGAGGCCAUGAGGGCCUCGGCUCAGGUGAGCCCAGCGGAGCUGCCCGUCUUCCCCUACGCUCGCGUCGUCUACACCUACUCACUGGAUUUCCUCACACAGGAGCAUCUGGUUUACACGAUCGGAGAGAGUGCUGCUGUGGGAUCUGCAGGGGUGGUGCUUUGGGGGGACAACACUUUCUCUAAAUCUAAGGCUUCAUGUCAGGCAGUAAAAUCCUACAUCGAUGAGACUUUAGGUCCAUAUCUGGUCAAUGUGACGUCAGCUGCUGUCCUCUGCAGCCACACCCUGUGUUCCUCUCAGGGACGGUGCCAGAGGAAGGACCUACAGUCCAGGUCCUACCUCCACCUCGACCCCGCUGAGUGGAAGGUGGUGUCUGAGGAGAAAGCAGGAGGAAGGAGAAACUAUAAGGUUAUUGCACAGACGGGCACGCACAAGGUUCGGCUCAUAAAGUCUGCGUUUCGGUGCAUGUGUUAUCCUGGGUGGGGCGGUGAGGACUGCUCCAAGUCAACUGAGACAUCUUAA
Nematolebias whitei (Rio pearlfish) is the source of this 1326-nucleotide messenger RNA. RefSeq names its product hyaluronidase 1 (gene hyal1). NCBI's taxonomy places the organism in Eukaryota, Metazoa, Chordata, Actinopteri, Cyprinodontiformes, Rivulidae. Bases 1 to 1326 code for a protein of 441 amino acids. The record is from RefSeq and is a predicted model, not a curated record. Gene Ontology annotation, biological process: hyaluronan catabolic process; carbohydrate metabolic process. The transcript is spliced from 3 exons. Gene Ontology annotation, molecular function: hyalurononglucosaminidase activity.